Molecule: messenger RNA, 4228 nt
Organism: Ixodes scapularis (black-legged tick)
Lineage: Eukaryota; Metazoa; Arthropoda; Arachnida; Ixodida; Ixodidae
Product: zinc finger protein 665
Exons: 2
Coding region: 252-2837 (861 amino acids)
Source: RefSeq, a predicted model, not a curated record
GGAAAGUCUGGCAACACUUUUUAUAACAUUGAAUCUAAUAGCUAUCCUAAGUCACUUUGCGGUCAAUCCAAUCCAACUGACUUGGCGCACUCACUUGCAUUUGCUGUGUACGUUGUGGCGACUCGCAGUAUGACCCUCAUUGCUUAUGUUUGAAGACAAAGCGAGGCAUUUUCGUUUGUGUCGCGUUCUCAGAGACCUUGCGAGCACCAUCGGCGAAGCCACACCCUACGUCGACGAAUGCGUCGCUCGCCAUGGCCGAAGUGCACAGCACCAUUUCGGGCCAAGCCCUCCAACAGAACAUCAACAUCUACGUGAACGCCAACACAGAUCCGUAUUCAACCGAUCUCCUGUUCCCGGCGGGCGUCCCCGUCAACGGAAUCGUGUCCCUUUUCGUGGGCGACUUCUCGAGCUCCCACUCAGAAGAAUGCUGCCAUCAAAGGCCCGACCUCUGCCUGGCGACGAAACAGAGGUUGGUGAUCACAACCCGCCGUUUCAGAAACCUCCCCAUGUGCGUUCCGGUGCCCUGCUCCGAUAAUCGUGGCGUCGAGGCAAUCUGGAAGGACGCCGACCCCGCGGACGACAGAGUCACGGUCAGUGCGAAGCAUUUGACGCUCGUGGACGAGCGAGACGAGCCUCCUUCGCCGUCCCCAGACAUUGAUCUUCCAGCAUCGCCUAUCCCGUACUCCCCAGCUCCGAGCGCGAAGGACGACGACGACGCCUGCUCGAACAAGUCAGCAGCCGAUGUCCAGAACUCGUCACGACUUAGCGACACCUCCGCUCCGGCCUUCGACUUCUUCUCCACGUCGGAAGAGUCUGAGGACGAUGACAGCGACGUCUGCUUAUCCGAUCAAGAAGCAAACGCCGCCGGAGGCACCGGUAAAGUCAAGCGGUUUGUGUGCGGUCUCUGCGACAAGACCUUUCUGGGCAGGGCUCAGUGCCGGAGGCACGUGUGGGGCCAUCUGCCGACGCUCGAGACGUCGUACAAGUGUGCCAUAUGCAGCAGGAUCUUCACGCAACAGCAGUCGCUGAUCAGGCACAUCGCGACGCUGCACAACAGCAAGAACAUGCUCACGUGCGACGUGUGCUCCGCGCAGUUCACGAGCAAGCACGCUCUGGAGAAGCACGCGAGGCUGCACACGCACCGCAUCCACGUGUACGUGUGCGAGUACUGCAUGAAGGUCUUCUCGUCCAAGACCUACUACGCCAACCACAUCGAGAGGCAGCACAAGAACGAGGAGAUCGAAGGGUGCUCGACCAGCGUGCCGGAGAACAAGAACGCCGACCCCGUGGAGUGCGGGCACUGCGGGGCCUUCAGGAGCGCCUCCGAGCUCCUGUUCAGCAGACACUUGAAGAGAGCUCACCCUGGUGCAGAGUCAUACAAGUGCAACAUGUGCUCCCUGGUGUUUCAGGAUGUAGCCCAGCGGGAGCGGCACGAGCAGAUGAUGCACGUCAUCGAGCUGGACCGAGAGCCCCGCCGGACGCUGCACAAGUGCCGGCUGUGCGACAGGCGCAUCACCACCCUGCAGGGAUUUGCCGUCCACCUCCGGUGCCACUUCUUCCCCAAGGAGAAGCCCUUCCUGUGCUCCACCUGCGGCAUGCAGCUCUCGAGCCGUUGCAGCCUGCGCACGCACGCCACCAUCCACAAGCCGCGCACUGCCCUCAAGUGCCCCCACUGCCCCCGAGUGGUCUACAGCAAGAUCUACCUCCGCAAGCACAUUACCCAGUUUCACAUGGCGGGGCUGAACUUCGUCUGCCGCCACUGCGGCAAGAAGUUCAAGACGUCCAGCGAGCUGAAGAUGCACCUCGCCAUCCUGCACCUGGACAGCCUCGACGAGGAAGAGCGGCGGUACGUGUCCAACCUCAAGAAGCACCGGUGCGAGCUCUGCCCGUUCGCGACGUACAACCGCCGCAUCUUCUGCAGCCACAUGAACCUACACCCCGAGGCGGGCUGGUUUCGCUGCGACCGCUGCGUCCUCUCCUACGCGCACUAUGAAGACCUCGCGAAGCACCAGCAGAAGUCGCACCGCAGGGUCACCUGCAAGCGCCGCUGCCCAGACUGCCCACGCGUCUUCUUCUCCAACUUCUCGUACGACGAGCAUGCCGCGCUGCACGCCGCCGGCGGGGGAACGGCCUGCACUGUCUGUGGCCGCGUCUUUGCGACACCGGCCCAGAUGGAGCGCCACGCUGAGCGCCACGACGUGGCAAACCACCAGACAUGCCUUGAGUGCGGCAAGACGUUCGGGUCGCUCCAGAGCCUCCACGUCCACCAGCGAUCCGUGCACGAGGGCCGCAUGAGGCCGCGCGGCCUUGGCACUCCGCGGUCCGAGCAGCUGCACCACUGUGACGUGUGCGGGCACAUGUUCAAGCUCGCGAGCAGUCUUGAGGCCCACCGCGUCUGCAAGCACCGGAACAAAGGUGGUGAUUCGGGGAACCUGUCGUGCCCGCUGUGCGACAAGCAUUUCAGCACUGAAGCGACCCUUGCGAUGCAUCUCCGCAUCCACUUUAACGAGAAGCCUUACCAGUGCCGUUACUGCGGCAUGGAGUUUGCGCAGCACGGGGCAGCAAAGUCGCACGAAGAGCGCCACAAGCGCGCGAGGAACUUUCGCUGUCCACACUGCAGCCAGCAGUUUUUGUUUCAGAACAAGCUAAAUGUUCACCUGCGCUCGGCCCACGCCGCAGAACUCGCGCUUGCCCGGGAGGAGUCGCAGUCGUCAGAGGACACUGGCGAGCUCGGAGAGGUCCAAGAGGAGGUCGCCACGACACAGGCGAUAGACAGUCUGAUGGCGCUUCAGGUGCCCGACUCUUUGGUGCAAGGCAUGUAUGUGGUUCAGAGCUAGUGUUGGUGGGCCGGGACCAGAAAAAACUCUGUGUUCGUUUCAACAGAGGUUGCUCUUUGUCUUCCUGUUUUAAGCUUGACAUUAAACGCUCCUUGCGGUUGACACCUGCGAUUUUUGGUGCUUUAACGAAACGUUAAUCGUUGGCAGAAGGGCAAGAUGUCGGGAGUCUGGCAUAUAUCGUAGUUACUGAGAUGCGCAUUUUUAUGUUGUGGCCAUAUUUUGUCAAUGGCUCGUUGACCAAAAGUGGAUGUGUCUCUUUUAGAGCUCUGCACGGGGCUAGGUUGCAUGGAUUGCUUUUGGGCCCGGGCCGGGCUCGGGCGAUAACGUAGCACACUUUCUAAAAUGUUCAGAUGAAAAUGCUAACGCAUUAAUCGAAAUGCUAAAGCAUUAAUUGUUUAGAAUUGAAAGAAACGAAAAAGCCGUAAUGCGAACUCGUUACGACGGCACUAAAAAAUAGUCGUAGAAAAAAAGAAACCUGUUUUGGACUAAGAAAUCCCAAGAACAUACGGAAAAUUCCGGGGAUUCCAUCAGCAUAGUGGGACAGCUGCCAGCAGGCAAGAAAAUAAGGGCAAUUUCCUUUUCGAACUCUUGAAGAAAAAGAAACACCCUUUGGCUAUCAAAGAUAAACUAUGUUUUUUUUAUAUUUCUGUGAGCUUUCCAAUGUUCACCACAUGACUGCAAUAGGCCAGCGUCUUUCUUUCAUGCAAAUUAGUAAACAAAUCAAAUAUACCACACUUUUCCAGGACAGUUUUGAAUUUAAGAGAUGAGGCAUGCCUUGACCUCUUUCCAGGCCAAGCCUGAUCAGAUAAGUGUCUCACGGGGCGGGUUUGGGUCGGAGAAGACUACCAGUCAACAGUCCUGGGCCGGGCCUCAAAAAGUAGGCCCGUGCGGUGCUCUAGUUCCUUGUUUGUUUCAUGAACUCUUUAGUGUCAAAAAUGCUCGCAACAGAAGGAAGUUCACAAUUGACGUUGUGUACCCUGCCACUCAGGUGAGCGGGAGCCAUCCAGUAUUCAUGUUUACCAACCGAGGCAUGUACCUCGCAUGAUCAUGAGUGAAAUUGUUUUCUGUGGAAAAGUGUUCCGAAAUACUUCCAGUAGAUCCUAAGGUACGGCAUGACUCAUCACAUUGUUGAUUUAUAUACACCCCUAGGUUGAGUACAACAAGUACAACAUUUCCCCAGAAUUUCAGUCACAAAGCGCACAAACCUUUUGCAUGCGUUCCCCCUCUUCCACUCCAGUUUUGACAGCAUCACAUAAUAAAACGUCCUAAACCUACUUUUUUUCUUCUCUUUUUUUGCUGUUAGAUUUUACAAGACCAAACUCCUUUUCAUGCCGUCCCCAUAAGAAGUGUUCCUAAGUGUAAAUAAAACAAGCAAAUGCUUUACACACAUU